Sporisorium graminicola is the source of this 4716-nucleotide messenger RNA. RefSeq lists its product as uncharacterized. The transcript has a single exon. Gene Ontology annotation, biological process: glycogen catabolic process. NCBI's taxonomy places the organism in Eukaryota, Fungi, Basidiomycota, Ustilaginomycetes, Ustilaginales, Ustilaginaceae. Gene Ontology annotation, molecular function: 4-alpha-glucanotransferase activity; amylo-alpha-1,6-glucosidase activity. Bases 1 to 4716 code for a protein of 1571 amino acids. The record is from RefSeq and is a predicted model, not a curated record.
AUGUCGCCCGCAAAGGUGACCACCAACGGUCAUGCCCGAAACGGCCAUGCGGAACCCGUCAAGGUGUUCGAGCUCUUGCUUGAGCAGGACGGCAGUCCCAACGAGCAGAGGUCCUACGUCAGGCUUCCCGCACCGGUGCGGCCCUACGUCCUCCGCUUCUCCAUCGAGGCCGGAUCCACCGCCUCAAGCGAUGCCUACCUCUGGACCAAUUACUCGAACAAGCUCGACACCUUCGAACGCACGACAUUCGAAAAGACUCCCUUUGCUUCGUCUGCGUCGUCAGCGAAUCAUGUUGAUCUUCUCAUCAAGUCGGCCGGUGUCUUCGAAUUUUACGUCGAAUACACCACUGAUCAGGAUGAACAACCCGAUGCCGACCUUUUCGAGGCCAAGGAGCACGCCCCCGGACGCAAGAGAGGCAAGAGCGGCCACUUCAACGUCGACCCCAUUCUCCAAGUAGCGGUUCGAAAGCCCAUCCUCAGCGAGAAUGGCAAGGCUCUCUCCGCAAAGGAGGGUGGCGGCGCUAUCACGACCAACAACGACUUCCUCGCCCUUGACGGUAUUGUCCUGCAGACCCUCGUCUCCAAAUGGGCUGGUCCUCUCUCGGAAUGGGGCGUCCAUCUCGACUCGGCUCGAGAUGCCGGUUACAACAUGAUCCACUUUCCACCUCUUAACGUACGUGGGGCCAGUAACAGCCCCUACUCGAUCGGCGACCAGCACGAUUUCUCCCACGAUCUUUACCCCAGGCAGCUGCAGGGUGACGACCAGAAAGCAGAACGCGUCAAGCAGCUCAAGACAGUACUACAUGACAUGAAGACCAAGCACGGUAUUCUCAGCAUGAGCGACGUCGUCUGGAACCAUACUGCGCAUAACAGCGAGUGGCUCAAUGAACACCCCGAUGCCGCCUACAGUCCUGCCAAUUCUCCACACCUUCAACCAGCCGAUGAGCUCGAGAAGGCACUUCUCGAGCUCAACAGCCGCUUGCAAGAUUACGGCGUCCCUGCCGAGCUCAAGUCCGACGCCGAUGUUGCCAAGCUCAUUGACGCAGUCAAGCAGCAUGCCAUCAGCCCUCUCAACCUCUGGCAGUACUACGCCAUCGAUGUCGCCGCCGCCAAGCAAAGCUUCCAGGCUGCCCUGUCGUCUGCCAAGUCCCAGUCCAGCUCAAAAGCAGCCUCACAAGCCAGCAGUCCCGCUCUCAAGGACGCUGCUGCCAAAAUCCGUGAAUCUGCUGUGCAGAACGAGAUGACCUUGGGGGGCCGAUUCGCGACGACUAUUGAUGCUCAGGAAGCAGCUCGAAUCUUCCAGUCCGAUUUCGGCCUGAGCGAUGUCGACGAAUCCAUUAGCUUCUUUACCAAGGUGAUCGACGAGGUCAAUGCCUCUUACUACGCUACUUACGACGACGAUGUCAAAGCAAUCCUCAGCAACCUCGAGGGUCGUCUCAAGUUCACACGACUCGACCCCAAUGGUCCGAAGCUCGGCAAGCUGUCUGAAGAGAGCCCCUUCUUCGAGCCUUACUUCACUCGCCUCGACCCCAAGCACCCAAGUGUGUCCGGCCGUGAUCCCAAGGAGCUCUCGCUGGCCAACAACGGCUGGAUCUGGGCGGCUAACCCGCUCGAAGACUUUGCUUCCAAUAAGUCGCGCGUCUACCUCAGGCGUGAACUUAUUGUCUGGGGAGACUGUGUCAAGCUCAGAUACGGCUCGGGCCCUAAAGAUUCGCCCUACCUCUGGAAGCACAUGGAGGAUUACACCAAGCUGCUUGCAGCCAACUUCGAUGCUGUUCGAAUUGACAAUUGCCACUCGACGCCAAUUCACGUCGGAGAGCACUUCCUCGAUGUUGCCAGAAGGGUCAACCCCAACCUCUACGUUUGCGCCGAACUCUUUACGGGUAGUGCCGAGAUGGACGUGCACUUUGUCAGCCGCCUCGGCAUCAACUCGCUCAUUCGCGAGAUGGAGAACGGUCACGACCCCAAGGAACAGAGCCGUCUGCUCUAUCGAUUCGGCGUCAACAAGCCCAUCGGUUCCGUGGAUGGUGCCUGCCUCUCUACUGCUGGCAAGAUUUCGCUGCCAGAGGCCAACCUGAAGGACGCCGAUUGCCUUGUUGAGCAGCUGAGCGGAUCCAGUCCUCAUGCGCUCUUCAUGGACGUGACCCACGACAACGAGACCCCCACAAUGAAGCGAACGACCGAGGACGCCAUCACCAUGGGUGCUCUUGUGGCAUUUUCUUGGUCCGCCAUCGGAAGCACCAAAGGUUUCGACGACCUCUACCCCAAGACGCUCGAUGUCGUGCAGGAAAGUCGCCUCUAUCGUCCCAUCAGCAACCCAGAGGAAAGCGGCAUCGGCGCUGUCAAGCGUGUCGUCAACCAUCUGCACGUCGAGAUGGUGCGCAACGGCUUCUCCGAAGGACACGUCCACCAGGAGAAUGAUUAUCUCGUCAUGCAUCGAGUCCACCCACAGACGCACAAAGGCUUCGUGUGUCUCGCACACACUGCUUUCCACAAGGGUUCUAAAGAUCGCGGGCAGGCUGGUCCGUUCAAGUUCGACCGAACACGCGUUCGAUACGUCCUCGGCAAGUCGCUCGAGGUAACCAGCACAGAGGCUGCCAACGAUGACAAGUAUCUCGAUGGUCUUUCUUCCAAGCUCGUUGACCUUGCCGAACCGGAGGUGCGCGUCACCCAAGACAGCGGCUGCCUGCGCUACUCCGAGAUCGUGGUGCCCGACUUCUUCCCUCCUGGUAGCGUGAUGCUUUUUGCCACCGAGUUGGAAGACAUCGACCACGACAUUGACUCGCAAUGCCUUUCGGGCGCAGAUGAGGCGAUGGCCAACCUGGAUCUCGUCGAUCUCAACGCCGUCCUCUACCGCGCUGAUGGCGAGGAGAAGGACGUCACUGAGGGGAACGACGGCGUCUAUACCAUCCCAGAAUGCGAGCCAAUGGUCUACUGUGGUCUUGAAGGGUGGAUGGCCGUGCUGCGUCCGAUCAUCAAGUCAAAUGAUCUCGGUCACCCGCUGUGCGGCCAUCUGCGCGACGGUACCUGGGCUCUCGACUAUGUGCACAAGAGGCUAGUCAAGCAACUCGACGUGCUACCUCAAUUGGCCGAACCGGCAAAGUGGCUGUCACAACGCUUUGACCUGAUCAAAGAUACUGCGCCGAACUUCAUGCGUCCCAAGUACUUUGCCUUGGUGAUCAAAGCAGCCUACGACGCUGCUGUCCGCAAGGCUCUCUCUCGCAUGUCUCCCGUUGUCAAGGAUGGUCACGACUUUAUCAAAGCGCUAGCCCUCUGCUCGGUGCAGAUGAAUGGCUUGGUCAAAUCAGCAUCGCUGUGGCCAGACAAGCAGGUGGCUUCGAUGGCCGCUGGUUUGCCUUUCUUCGCGGCUUCGUGGGCCAGACUGUGGGGCCGUGACGUGUUCAUCUCUCUCCGUGGUCUGUACCUCGUCACCGGAAUGUUUGAAGCUGCAAGAGAGCACAUUCUCGCCUUCGGGUCUACGCUCAAGCAUGGCAUGAUUCCAAACCUGCUCGACUCUGGCAAGACGCCGCGAUACAAUUGCCGAGACGGUCCAUGGUUCUUUGCACAGAACGUGCAGGACUACACCAAGAUGGUGCCCAACGGUGAAGCAAUCUUGACGGAGAAGGUCGCUCGACGCUUCCCGCUGGACGACGAGUGGGUUCCGUGGGACGAUCCCAAGGCCUUCGCCCACAAGAGCACGGUGGCUGAGCUCAUUCAGGAGAUCCUUCAACGCCAUGCGUCCGGCAUCCACUUCAGAGAACACAACGCUGGCCCAGCCAUCGACAAUGACAUGCAUCCCGAGGGCUUCAACAUCGAUGUCGAUGUGGACUGGGAGAGCGGUAUCAUCUUCGGUGGCAAUGAGCACAAUUGCGGAACAUGGCAGGACAAGAACGGAUCUUCCUCCAAGGCCGGCAACAAGGGUGUUCCUGGCUCGCCUCGCAACGGAGCCGCAAUCGAAAUUACUGCGCUCCUUAAAAGCACGCUGACCUGGGUUGCGCAGCUCGAGCAGAAGGGCGUUUGGAAAGAAGGCAAGGGCGUGGAGGCCACCAUCAAGGGUCAAAAGACGCUCGUGACCUACGCACAGUGGGCAGAGCUCUUGCAAAAGUCGUUCGAGCGAGCCUACUACAUUCCUGUGGAAGCUAGCGAGGACAGCUCGUACGAUCUUGACCCUAAGCUCGUCAACCGUCGAGGCAUCUACAAGGAUGUCUACGGCUCUUCCAAAGGUCGCGAGUGGGCCGACUAUCAGUUCCGCUCCAACUUCCCCAUCGCCAUGUGCGUUGCGCCCGAGCUCUUCGAGCCUGCGCAUGCCCGAAUCGCGCUCAACAAGGCCCGGGAGGUUCUUGUCGGACCUCUCGGAAUGAAGACGCUCGAUCCAUCAGACUGGAACUACCGUCCCAACUACAACCAGCUCGACACGGACGAUCCUGCCACGUCUUGCGGAUGGAACUACCACAAUGGUCCUGAAUGGGUGUGGCUGCGCGGCUACUAUCUGCGUGCUGUGGCCAUCUUUGGAGAAAAGGCAGGCGUGCAGCGUUCGGUGCUCAACCACCGCAUCAACAGCAUGAUGCUCGAACACCGAAAGCACAUCCGUUCGUCGCCGUGGGCAGGUCUACCCGAGCUCACCAAUGCGGACGGUGCUCACUGCCCGGAUUCGUGUGCUACUCAGGCAUGGAGUGCUGCAGCGCUCCUUGAUGCUCUCGAGGAGAUGGCCAAGUAG